This is a messenger RNA of Agrilus planipennis (emerald ash borer), 1242 nucleotides long. RefSeq lists its product as uncharacterized. NCBI's taxonomy places the organism in Eukaryota, Metazoa, Arthropoda, Insecta, Coleoptera, Buprestidae. The transcript has 3 exons. The record is from RefSeq and is a predicted model, not a curated record. Bases 411 to 917 code for a protein of 168 amino acids.
UUGUAAUGCAUUUAAUCUUUAAAGACUACUAACAACAAUUGAGGUGUACCUAAAUUGGCAUUGUUAGCAUAAUUUUGGGUAAAUACUGGGAAAAACUAAAUAAAGUCCUUUGCGUAAGAAAAUGUAAUGUCCAAGCUAUGCAUCCUGCCAGGACUGUGUCAUGCUCGUAUUGAUUUUCUUGUUCAGCUAAAAUGGCUUCAGUUCCCACUUUUGAUAACACGAUGUCGACACCUGGUUGCAAGCAAAUUAUUUACAAGUCCCAUUGAACGAUUAAUUUUUUAAGUGAUUCCGAAACAUUGAAGCAAAGUAAAAGAUGUAAAUUAAUGCUAUAAGUAGCUUUUAGUUAGUGUGAUGAAUAUUGCUGUAGUUUGGUGUAGGUGUCGGUAUAUUACAUAAAAUUACUUUUCGAAAUGGAAGAUAGUGGUAUUGAUUCGGGAGACCAUAAUUUAGACAUAGAUUUAAAAUCUAAGUCAACUAGAAAUGAACGUUUAAUAUCGAACAGUGAUAGUUCGAGCGCAGGAAGCGAUGGUCGAUCUCCUCCAAGAAAUUAUCAGCCGCCCACCACUCGUCAGCUUCAGAGAAAAUUGGAGUCCAGGAUAGAACACGCCCGAAGGUUGCACCACGAGUUUAAUAAUGCUGCACCCGGAUUAUUACCUAUUCAAAGAUUAUCAAUUCCGGGAACGAGGGAUCACAGGCCAUUGGUUCAAUGGGAUUCUGAUGACAGUGAAGAAGAUAUAGUCAAUUUCUUUCCAUUAUCCCGUAAGGAAUCAAGGAAGGAGGAGUUGACGGAUACGUUCAGUAUCGAAGAGAUGAGUAUAUCCGGAGACGAAGAAGAAGAAGAUUUACAUUUAGUUCCACCCCAACCUGUCUAUAAAAAUUUUAGAUGUUGUCCCAUGACAGUCUGUACACUACUGUAGACAAUUAUUCGAAUGCGACUUGUUUGUAUGUUUUAAAUGAAAACGAAGAGCUUUUGUAGGGAAUCAGGAACACUUAAUAUUUACUUUGACUGACUGUAAUGUGUAACAAAAACAAGAUGAAACGUACUUUACGUAAUUUCUUUCUCAAUAUUCGUGCCAAAAUAAAUCAGCGGAAAGAAAGUCAAAUAGUAGAUUAAUUAAAUAAUAAAACGUACAAUUUGUUCUUCACCAUUUUAAUCAAUUAAAUAGCUGUACAUGUAUUUUUAUACACAUUAAGUUGGAACAUUUUUAAUCUUAAAUAUUGCAUUGUUAACAAGUUACUUAU